CUUCAGUUAGUUGUGUCUCUUUGAAUGUCCGGGUGCAGAUGAAGGGCAUCUGAUAUACAGUGCUGAGGGGGAGGCAGAAAGGAGUGAGAGGUACUUUGACUGACUGCCUCUCGGUGACUCUCUGUGACUUGAAAUUCCUCCCCUUUUAUCGGCAACAUUACAGCUCAGAGAUGAAGAAAGACCUGUUUCUCUUCUGCUUUUUGGUUUCAGCACUGGCUGCAUCUGUACAAAGUAAUCCACAUGGAAAAAAGCAGCAUGUCAGACACAACACAACUCCAAAAGAGCAGCCAGGGUCAGUGAAGCGUCAUGACAGUAACGAUGGAGUUCUGCCCACAUUUCUGCCUUUUGAGUCCAGCACACAGGACCCAGAGGAUGAGGACAAGAGAGAAGAGAAUGAGAGCCGUGUGGAAAUGAAGCAAGCAGAGGCAGAAGAGCUUGAAGUUUCAGAGGAAGGUGAGAAGAAUACACCUUUGCUCCUGAGUGAGGAGGCACUGUCUCAGCUCCUACAGGUCCCCGAGGAGGAAGAUGAUGAUAGUUCAAAAAAAGACAAAGAAAUGAAGGAGAUGGAGGAGGAGGGAAAGAAAGAUGGAGAAUCUACGAUGAAGAAUGAAGAUGGAACUGAAAAAAGAAAUGGUGAGAAAGAUGUAGAGGAUGCAAAUGAGACCGACAGCAGUACUGAGUCAGAGAUCCCAAUUGAUUUGGACUAUGCAACUGACCGUGAUGCUUCACAACCACUACCCACCAAGCUAGAGGAGGUCAAAGCUUCAACCAUCAACGCUAAGGAAAAAGAGACAGAGGAAACAGCUGAAGAUGUGAUUCCCACAGUCACAGUGGACUAUGAUUCUCAGCAAUCCAACACUGACUCUGAGGACAUUGCAGAAGAGCAGGACGUGCCAGCAGAACAAACCCAAGAUGAGCCUUUACAAGACUCUGAGAAUGACAAUGAACAAGAGAAGAGUGAUCAACAGGAUAAGAAGAACAGCAGUGAAUCUGAGGAUGCUAUUCUUUCUAGUGGCAAGAAGACAAAGAAGGAGAAGAAAAAGCAGAAGAAUGAAGGCAACAGCCAUGGAAAGAGCAAACACAAGAGGCUACGAAACAAUCAGCACCUCGAGAAGAUGCAGAGUGACCAAGCAGAACAUAAUCAUAGGAAAGACCCAGAAAAACUGGAGGAGCCCACUGAAAAUACAGAGCCUAAAACCAAAAAGAAGAAUGGGAAAUGGUCUCGCUUGGUGGGGAUGAAUCCCAUACAGAUCAGGGCCGCUAUGGAGCUUUACCCUGACAUUCGACCCACCCAUCGGCCCAGCGGACAGGGGUUGUCAGAUGACCCCUGCGAGAACUUUCGCUGUAAAAGAGGAAAGACGUGCAAAAUGAAUGAUGAGAACAAACCUGUCUGUGUGUGUCAGGAGCCGUCAGAAUGUCCUCUCAGUGUAAAUGAUUUUGAGCAUGUAUGUGGAACUGACAAUAAGACAUAUGACACAUCCUGUCAGCUUUUUGCCACCAAGUGUGGCCUUGAGGGGACCAAAAUAGGCCACAGACUUCACCUGGAUUACACUGGAUCCUGCAAAUUUAUUCCUCCAUGUCCAGAGUCGGAGCUGGUGCAGUUCCCUCUGCGUAUGCGAGAUUGGCUGAAGAAUGUGCUUUUGCAAUUAUAUGAGCAUGAAUCCAUGUCUCCUGGCUUUCUCACAGCUAAACAAAGUAUCAGGGUUCAGAAGAUCUAUGAGAGUGAGAGACGUCUUCAUGCAGACGAUCACUCCGUUGAGAUUCUACAGCAGGACUUUGAGAAGAACUACAACAUGUACAUCUAUCCAGUGCACUGGCAGUUUGCACAGAUGGACCAGCAUCCUUCAGACAAGUUUCUUUCUCACUCUGAGCUGGCUCCACUGCGUGUCCCCCUAGUUCCAAUGGAGCAUUGCACCUCAGUCUUUUUCCAAAAGUGUGAUGCUGACAAGGACAAACUGGUCUCCUUCAAGGAGUGGUGCAGCUGCUUUGGCAUUAAGGAAGAUGAUAUGGAUGCCAAUCUGCUGUUCUGAGCAAGUGCGAAUGCAUAAACAAGCAUCUCUGAGCUAAUAGAAGCAAAGGUUGUCUUUUUUUAAACUAAAUAUGAUAGAUAUACUGUAACACUGGAGGUCUGUUCAGUGAAAUUGUACUGUUUUGUAUGUGUAGAUCUAGAUGGAACAGAAUGUCUAAAAACCUUUUUUUGAUGCAUUAUAUGUGUAGCAUAUUGGAUAUAAAAAAAAUAAAUAAAUAACUAUAGUUAAUAAUUUAGUUGAAAAAUGAAUAAGUAGUACUUGCAAUGUAUGCAUUCCAGGGGAGAGGUUUACUUAGUGAAUAUAAACUUAAUAAAAUAGAUUUUAUAAAGAUGUUGGAAAUGUUUCCAGAUCAUGAAAAAAGUCAUUCGUAUGUGCUUGUUGUCAAAUAAUUAGCCUAUACGUAUUUAUUACAAAUUAUAUUAAUGGCUUAAAUUAAUAAAUCAGGAAUUUAUUAUUACUAUUAUUAUUAUUAUUAUUAUUAUUAUUAAAUCCACCAAGCAUUUUAUAUGACCAUGUUAAAGAUGGCUUCCUUAAAAAAUGAUAAUGUAAUUCUUUAAGACUGAUAAUGUUUUGAACCCCUCUAUUAAAGUUCCAGUUUGAUUUGCAUCACAUGUUUUAUGUCCUAUGACAUAAGCUUUGGAAGCUGUUACACACACUGACAACAGUUACUGUGUUCGAAAAAGAACUGUGUGGGGCAUGACACUGUAAUUAAAACAAACAAAAAAAUGUGUCUAAAAAAAAAAAAAAAUCCCUUAGGAAGUCAUUAAACUACUGCUGUCAGAACUGUGUGCCUGUGUGCAGUGUAAUUCAAUAACCAUGUGACUUCUGUGAGCGGUUGAGGCAUUGCACACAGUCAUCCUCUCUGAUUAGACUAACUGCCUCACAUGCAAUGAACACUUUAUCAUUUGAGGACAAUGACCUCAAAUAACCUUAUAUCAUCUGUUACAUGUGCCAGAAGUACUUCAUUUGGAAAUUUGUAUCUACUAAAGCUGAAUGAGACUCUUGCAACCCCACAUACGACAAGUGGUUCAGGAAUAUUUGGAUGGAUGCUCUGGAAUUUUCUUAUAUUCUUAUCUGUAGGGCGAAUACAUGAUCAAAAAUAUAUACAAGAAAGAGUUGAUUUAAAAAAAAUAAUAACUUUUGAACAAUUUGAUUUUCUCCUUACCAUAUUCUGUGUAUUGGUGUCGGUAUCUGCCCAAAACAGCUUUUCACUGGAUGCUUUUUCCCCCCAGACAGAGUCAGAGAGUUAAAUAAUUUUAGUUUGUUUACAGAUUUUGCAUGCACACUCUGGGUCUCUGUCAGGUUUGAUAAGAUAAGACCACUUGGUGCUAAGAUUUCAGAAAAAGAGUAAACAAAUACAUGAAUAAAUAAAUAGAGUGCAAGAAGGAUUCUGGAGGAAGUAAAAAAAGUCAAACAACAAACUUCACAAGCCAGUGAUACUGUUGACUUGUAUAUGUCCAGAACAAAUAAGCUUACUCUAAAUUACGAACGUCUGCUUGUGACCAUCAUGCAACAGUGCAGUCAAAAGUUUUAUUGUGCUGAUCAUAAAUACUUUAGACUACGUGAAAAGCUUAAAGGGAAGCUCUCUAAAGGCAGAUCAAAGAGAACAAUGCAUUUGACUAAUGAGUCAUCAAAUUGGAGACAUAAAGUGGUCAAUAUAUUUUAUUUAGUCAUCAAAUCAAUUUUUCAUCAAUCUUUAAAGCAGCCUUGCUACUCUUACAAUUAAAAGAAAUUGCUUGUCUAAUCGUAAUGAAAGACAUAUAAAUAACCCACUGUGAUAUUGGCAUAUGAGUUUUAGCAUUUCACAUUUAUAGGCCUACUUCUAUAACGUUGUUGAGGAAUCUUGUUUGUUUCUAUGUUUACGUUUGUCCCUCUGUUCACUAAAAACAAUUUAAAAUUCUGUUUAAUUAAUGGAAAUAUUUAAACAAUUAUUUCAAUAUUUUUAUAUGGUACUGACAGCACUUAAUUUAUUUCACGUUUUUCUUUUUUAUGCUUCUUCAGAAUCAGUGGUUGGCUAUAAUGUCAAAUUAGUCCUCACUAAUACAUAUACAACACCGUUCUUAGGAGUAACUAAACUAUAUCUCAGUAAAAAAACGAAUCGCACUUGACUCAGCAACUGUUGAAUGAACUGAAUGCCUUAAUUUGAGGUAAACACGCUUCACACUUACCAUUUUUAUUAACAUUUAACAAGAAAGUGUAUGUUUUCCAUGUAUUCAGUUAAUUUCCUAUUUAUGUAUAGCCUAUAUAAACACUUAUAUCUUUACGCACAUUUAACACAACAGUAAACAUGUAGGCUACAUACACAUCCACACAGUUAAGAGACUAUUUGACAGUCAGAAACAUUGAUAUCUCAAUAAAUAUGCAGUGAUAAUGCAAAUAUUUAUUGAUUCAUGGAGCAUAUGAAGUAUUCAAGUUUUGGCAUCAAAUAGAAUUUGAAGAGAGUGUAAUCAAGAGAGCUUUGAAGUUUGAUGGCUUAUUUAUGACUUGGAUUUGUUACUGUAAACUGUGCUGGCUUACAUCCCCAUGAGAACAGAUAUAAAUAAAGCAAUGGAAAUAUUGAAUUAAAGACUAAAGAUUAAAUGGAAGCAUCUGUCAUAGGAAUUGUUAUUGGAUUUUUCCCCCAGUAGAGGGCAGCAUUACAAUUUUGUUUUAGUGACUACCUCGAAGCUUUUCGAGGAUGAGACUUUA
Messenger RNA from Cyprinus carpio (common carp), 4718 nucleotides. RefSeq lists its product as uncharacterized. Gene Ontology annotation, biological process: anatomical structure development. The record is from RefSeq and is a predicted model, not a curated record. Gene Ontology annotation, molecular function: protein binding; calcium ion binding; extracellular matrix binding. Lineage: Eukaryota; Metazoa; Chordata; Actinopteri; Cypriniformes; Cyprinidae.